UAUAUUUUAGUACCUUUUCUGACAAUAGCCUAGUUUUUUCAUAGUUUUUAUUAACGUGUGUGUUAGACAAAUAAUUUUGAGAAACCGAAUCGUUUUUUUGUAAAUUCUUGAUCAUUUUAGGUCAGUGUGUCGUACUUUAAAAGAACUAUACGCUUAAACUAAAAAGUAUGCCAUCAGUAUACACAUUCUCCCGCAGCGACAAUGAGAUCAUGCAGGAGUUGCUCCGAGUGUUCAGUUCUGGUCGGGGCACGGCUCGGGAACAGUGGAGCAUGCAGGCGGAGCUGCUAGUGGAGCCUGUCGGAUGGGAUGCCUUGUGGAAACUGUCCAAAGAUUUCUGUAAAAAGUUUGAAGUGAGAUUCCCCUGCAUUGCCUACAUCACAGUGACCUCAGUAGACUUUGAGAACCUGUCCGCCUGCGUAGAUGUGCUGAGCGUACAACAUGAGUCUGUCUCUCUGCCGGAGAACAUCGUGGAUGUGCCGCUUAUAGAACUGUGGCCGACCAUGAAGCAGAGAGAACAGUGUAUUAAUGCUGCCACUACGGCUGAGUUUAUUGAUUUAUUGAGAUUCUAUUACAACGACAUCUGGAUGCCGUGGGACGAUGCAGACGACAAGGUUCUACUACCAAACACAAUAGAAGAACGCAUGCAACUCUGGUCUGACAUGCACAACGGUAGCAUACCGAACUGUGUGGCCCGGUCCAUCACGCUGCUGAGGAACAGUGCCAUAGAUGCCCAUGAGAAGCUCCGGCAGCUGGACUCCUCGCUGUGUGAGGGGGACCUGGCUAAUGAUGAUGACUCCCUUCUUCCCCCGAACUACAUAUCCUUAUGCGCGGAGAUGAACGCCCGGCUCGACGGCCUCAUGUCCAAGUGGACGCUAUACGAGAACUCGCUCAUCAGAGAACAGUACCUCGCUAAGGAACGCUCUAAGUGGCAGAAGAAUAAGAGUAAGAAGAAUGUAGUAGCCCUCUGGCAGGGCGGCUCAGUGUUCGAGUUCGGCGAGAUAUCGAAGUUCCUGGUCUCCCACUUGACCAACGAGUAUACUCUGAGCGUGAUGACGUCACCGGAGGACGCCCUGCUGCUUGAGCCUGAGGAGCUGGUGGUCUGCAGCAGCAGCUACCAGCUGCCUGAAGUGCCGCUGUCCAAUAUUAAUAUUACGAGUUUUAAUGGCGCCACUCUCCACGCAUCAGACAUGCGUUCCUGCCUCCUCAUGCUAUCCGACGACUGUCGGCUCCGAGAGCUGACGUUACAGUGUGCUUCAGUCAACACGGUCAUUGUGAUGAGAGCAGGAACUUUACAUAUAGCUCGCUGUAAUAUUGCUGACCAGUCUAGCAGUUCACAGAGUGACUUCGCACAGGGUUUGGUCGCGAUGGCUGGAGCAAAGAUUCUUAUUGAAGAGUGCACGUUUGAUAACUUUUACUCUGGAAUCGUCGUACAUAAAGGAGCUCAGGUGGAACUAAGAAACUGCACGAUAAAGAACUGUGGAGUAGGCAUACAGAUGUACGCCGGCUCUCAGGUGGAGCUCAACGAGACCGUCAUCGCCAAGUGCUCGGAGCAGUGCAUCCGAUGUGAGAUGGACACCACUGUCGAAGAAGGCGAUAAACUUGCUAACCUUAAUGGCGUCGAAGGAUUACUAGUACAUGCAAACUGCAAAAUCGGCUCCGGUAAGCUACAGAAUGAAGUUUUAGUGGUCCAACAAGACGUAAAUAUAUGAAAAAUACAUAUAAUUUAUAACACAGCA
Messenger RNA from Helicoverpa zea (corn earworm), 1736 nucleotides. It is a transcript of the gene nesd, whose product is annotated as protein nessun dorma. The record is from RefSeq and is a predicted model, not a curated record. The transcript has 10 exons. Gene Ontology annotation, biological process: spermatogenesis; male meiosis cytokinesis. The coding region runs from base 168 to 1709 and encodes 513 amino acids. NCBI's taxonomy places the organism in Eukaryota, Metazoa, Arthropoda, Insecta, Lepidoptera, Noctuidae.